Lepisosteus oculatus (spotted gar) is the source of this 2055-nucleotide messenger RNA. NCBI's taxonomy places the organism in Eukaryota, Metazoa, Chordata, Actinopteri, Semionotiformes, Lepisosteidae. The record is from RefSeq and is a predicted model, not a curated record.
GCUUGAGGGUGCACAAGCGACGAUACUGUGUGUGUGAGGGGGUUAUUGACAAGAGAAUUCUGCGGCUCCCCACGAUGAGUGAAAUGAAAGCAGCAGAUGACAUUAAGACUCAUUUACAGUGUGUUUUCGGUUGGCUGGGGCCCCUGUUGAACUGUUUUGCGGAAGGAAGCAAAAGGGGCUCAAUGCCCGUCUCGGCACUGUUAUUUCAUUUGCUAAACACAACAGGAAGUAAACUUUGCAGGCUGCUAGGGGAAGUAUAAACGUCGACAGUCCCGAAAUCUCGGUUUGCAUUGCUCAUGAUUCGGUCACAGGUAGAGUUUUCAACGCGGAACAAUUAACAACAUACAGACGUCUCCCACUGGAAGCAUGUCCUCCUGGAAUAAGCCUUGACUUGUUCCUCUGCAGCCUACGCACGCUGACGCCGCUCCCGACUUGAAAUAAUUGACUCGGCUGGGGAUGGUUCGGCACAAAAGGGCUUCUCCCAACGCGUUCUUCCUUUCCACCAGUCAGCCUCUGGCGCAUCCUCCCCCGCAGAAAGAGAGGCUCUGCUCCAGGCUCCUCGGCAGAUGAGAGAGAGCCCCCCGCGGCGUCACGCUCGUCCUCCUCCUCCUUGGCUUCCCCGUCCUCCUCCUGGUCUCCGAUGCCGGACCUGCGGAGCAGCGCCCGGUGGAGCCGGGAUUACGACGUGUGCGUGUGCCACAGCGAGGCCGACAUCUCCGAAGCCCAGCUCCUGGUCUCCCACCUCGAGGCUCGGCAGCCCCCGCUGCGCUGCUUCCUGCACUGGCGCGAUUCGGCCCCGGGGGGCGCCGUCCCCACCGAGCUCUUCCGGGCGGUGAGCAGCAGUCACUGCUGGGCCGUGCUCAUCACCCGCAGCUUCCUCGGGGACCCCUGGUGCAGGUACCAGGUGCACCAGGCCCUGGCCGAGGCGCCCAUGGCCGACGGGAGGCUCAUUCCCAUCAUGCUCCAGCUGCCGCGCGCCGAGUACCCCGACGAGCUGCGGUUCUACUACUACAUUGACGUCACCCUGGACCGCGAGAGGGGCUACGGCCUGGUGUACAAGAGUGUGCUGAGCUACCUGCUGAAGGUGUGUAAAACCGACGGCAACAGUCAGAGCUCCGGCCGGCACAGCUGCCCAGACUCCCAGCGCUCCCUAGCGGUCGACGGGCUGUCCGACCUCGCCCCUCGCAGGGUGCAGCCCUGCUCCGGAACAGCGACGCCUUCCCCCUCGGAGCCGGAGCUCCUACACAACCCUGGGUCCCCCCAGCCGGGCGGAGAUGCGGCAGGAGCCGGGGACUCGCAGGCAAACGCCUCUAAACGAGAAAGUCCGAGACCGCCGAUCUGCCCGACCCUGCUGGCGAGAGACGCCGUCGGGUGAUGGAAGUUACCUCCUGGGGAGACGGGAGAAGGGUAUCGCAUGAGAGAGCGUGGCUUCUGUGGGAUACAGACAUAUGUAAGGGGGAUACGAUUGUGGGGCAGAUAACACGGCUGAGAUUACCUUUUCUGCCUACCGAUAAAAUAUUGCAGGCAAAGAAAAAAAAAACGGAACGAACUGUCUUUUCAUAUUUAUUUCGGUUCCUCGCCAGGAGUUAGUUUGUGUAAUGCACAUGAAGACAAAAUUCAUAGGAAGACGCAAUUGCUGAUUAACACCUCAUUUCUCGCAAUUGUAUUACUUAAGUAAACCUGACAUUCAGAAUUGCGCGUCUACUACGCACAAACAGUGCUUGUGCGAGUCUUGUUGUUGUUCUGGACAUGCAAAUAUAAUACUUAAACCUGACAUUUGAGAAUUGCGCGUUUCCUACAGGCAAUACGACAUGCGCACUUUGAAAGGGGAUACAGAUUUCCACGGUAUACUGAAUUCGACACGACACGGCUGAACUUGUACACAGCCGGAGAAAUAAGCUGAGCAAGUAAAGGUUAAGUUCGGCUAUUUCCUGUCGUUUUAAAUAUGGGCAUUGACAUAUCCGUGUCGAGUGAAUGUACGUUACAGAAACUGCCUUUGCUUAAAGGCAUCACUGGUGACAUUGUUUACAGAAAUAAACAUUGAAGUUUAUUGAG